This is a messenger RNA of Neopelma chrysocephalum (saffron-crested tyrant-manakin), 885 nucleotides long. Its product is annotated as basic salivary proline-rich protein 3-like. Bases 1 to 885 code for a protein of 294 amino acids. The record is from RefSeq and is a predicted model, not a curated record. Lineage: Eukaryota; Metazoa; Chordata; Aves; Passeriformes; Pipridae. The transcript has a single exon.
AUGCCCCAGGAGGAUCGCCCCCUCCCCCGGGUUUCUGCUGCUCCGCAGCGUCUCCCGGCUCCCACAAAGGGAGUGGGCGGCCCUGGAGGCGGCCGGGCGGAGUGGCCCCCGCCGCCGAGGGAGGAGAAAGGGCUCCAGGAAAGUGGGGGAGGGCAGCUGCAAAACGUGGAGAUGGGGGAGAACAGGGAUAAAAGAGAUAGGGGAGGCCGUCGGGAAGAGUGUGGCAACGAGGCGGGCGGCACUGCCGAACCCCAGCCCGCCUCCCCCCGCGGGGCUCCCCUUGCAGCCCAACACGGCCCCCGCACUGGCUCUGCCCCGGGCGGCGGAGGGCACUCCGUCGGGGCUCCCCCAGCCCUGCGGGGGCGAAAGCCUGCCCCGGGACGUGGCGGGCGGCUGCAGACAAACCCCGCAGGCACUGCAUUGCACUGCGCGGCACGCAGUGCACACCCCCCGCACCCCGAGAGCCCCGCACCCCCGCCGCCGCCCCGCUCUGAGCUCACCUCGGGGCUGGCUCUGCCCCGGCACCCACAGCAGCGAGGCCGCCGCCAGCAGUGCCCGGAGCAGGAGCAGCCGCCGCCCGGUGCUGCCCAUCGCUGCCGCCGGAGGAACCCUGCCCGUCUUACCGACCCAGCCCGCCUUAUAUCCUCCCCCACCGCCCCCGGCCCGCCCCGCCCCGCACCACCGGGGGCUCGCUCACACACACCCCUUUCCCACACACACAGCCCACCUCCUCAUACGGCCAGGGUGCCCCGCGCCCCGCACCGCAAGUGUCCGUCCUCACAAAACCGGCCCCGAAGCACUUGUAGCCCCGGCUGGGCGUUGCGAGAGAUGCGUGGGGUGCGACGAGCCCGAAUCCCGCAAGUAAAAAGUUCUGGUCAGCUGUAG